CCCGGUGAACGAAUUGGCUGGUUGCUCAACAUGCACCCAACUGAUGUACUGGACGAAUCUAAGCGACUGGUUAGCGCGGUUGACUUUUAUUUCAUUCGCGAAGAUGGGUCCCGAUUUAAGGUUACCAGACCUUAUUUACCAUAUUUCUUCCUCUCGAUUCGCGGUGGUACUGCUGCCGAGCGUGAUGCCACCACUUAUCUACUUCGACGUUAUUCCGGUCGUUUGGCAGGUGUGGAGACAGUUCAAAAAGAGGAUCUGGAUUUAUCCAAUCAUCUAGUUGGGUUAAAAGCUUCCUAUCUGAACCUUCUUUUCUACAGCGUUGACGAGCUAGUUCGAGUACGACGUGAACUAGCGAUUCGGGUCCGAGCAAACCGUGAACUGACUAGUACUGAGUCUACCUAUACCAAUAUGUUGGCGAAGCAUUUUUCUGGCACGGCUGACCGCGAUACAGGGAACCCAUCAACAGACUCUUCUAANUCGUGGUGA
Molecule: messenger RNA, 486 nt
Organism: Echinostoma caproni
Lineage: Eukaryota; Metazoa; Platyhelminthes; Trematoda; Plagiorchiida; Echinostomatidae
Source: the annotation of a GenBank genome assembly